AUGGCCACCGGACCCAGUGCAGCCGCUCUAGAAACUGGCAAGCUUGAGCGGCAGUUAAGAUGCAGUGGAACCGGGGAUUUGUCUACUCGCAAGUGUUACUGUGCGAGUUUUCUGGUUUGGAUUAGCCCAGGUGUGACUAUCGUGGAUGUUGCCGGGUCACAACAGGGGAUCCCACUGUCAGUGGUGAAACUGUGGGCGUCUGCGUUUGGAGGGGAAAUAAAGUCCAUCGCUGCGAAAUAUUCAGGAUCCCAGCUGCUGCAGAAGAAAUACAAAGAGUUUGAGAGAAGAGGCCGAGUAGAAGAUAUAGAUGGCGCAAAACUUGUGAAAAAAGUGGCAGAAAACAUGGAAGAGAUGUUCCGGAAAAAAGCAGAGGCGGUACAGCGCAUCGUGGAAGCAGCCGAAGAAGCACACCAUGAACAUGAGGAGAAUCCAGACCUACAGUAUGACUACUUCAACGCCGUGCUCAUCAACGAGGUGGACGAGCUGGGGAACAGUUUGGACAUGGGCGGGGAGUUCCUCCUGGAGCCCAACGACCACUUCAACAACCUGGCCGUCAACCUCAGCCUCAGCGUGGUGCAAGUGCCCACCAACAUGUACAACAAAGAUCCAGCUAUUGUGAAUGGUGUGUACUGGUCCGAAGCUCUGAAUAAAGUGUUUGUGGACAAUUUUGAAAGAGACCCCUCACUUAUAUGGCAGUACUUUGGAAGCGCCAAGGGUUUCUUCAGACAAUACCCUGGUGUUAAAUGGUACCCAGAUGAACACCGUGUCAUUGCAUUUGACUGCAGGAACAGGAAAUGGUAUAUCCAGGCGGCUACUUCUCCAAAGGACGUGGUGAUCCUGGUGGACGUGAGCGGCAGCAUGAAGGGGCUGAGGCUGACCAUCGCCCGCCAGACCGUCUCCUCCAUCCUGGACACGCUGGGUGACGACGACUUCUUCAACAUCAUCGCCUAUAAUCAGGAGAUUCGCUUCGUGGAGCCCUGCCUGAAUGGAACCUUGGUCCAGGCUGACAGGGCCAAUAAGCACCAUUUCAGAGAGCAUCUGGACAAGCUUUUUGCCAAAGGAAUUGGUCUUCUAGGUAAUGCACUGACUGAGGCCUUCACCAUACUGAAUGAGUUCAACCAGACGGGGCGGGGGAGCUUAUGCAGCCAGGCCAUCAUGCUCGUGACUGAUGGAGCCACACAGAUGUAUGAUGAAGUCUUCGAGAAGUUCAACUGGCCCGAUAGGAAGGUACGCAUCUUCACUUACUUGAUUGGACGUGAGUCGGCUUUUGCGGAUAACAUGAAAUGGAUGGCCUGCGCUAACAAAGGUAAGGCCCUGACCAAAUCUUCCACAUUGGCCGAUGUGCAGGAGAAUGUGAUGCGGUACUUGCAUGUGAUGAGUCGACCUAAAGUCAUCGACCACGAGCAUAACACUGUCUGGACCGAGGCCUAUGUGGACAACGCACUUACACAAGCACACAAGCUCAAGGAUAGCAGAGGGCUCAGUCCCAUAACGACUGUGGCCAUGCCUGUGUUCAGCACCAAGAAUGAGACGAGAAACCAAGGCAUUCUUCUGGGUGUGGCAGGGACUGAUAUCCCUCUUCAAGAGCUUAUGAAAGCUGUACCAAAACAUAAACUUGGUAUCCAUGGAUAUGCCUUUGCCGUCACCAAUAAUGGAUACAUUCUCAUCCACCCAGACCUGAGGCCUUUGUACCAGGAGGGCCAGAAGAGGAGGAAGCCCCAUUACAGCAGUGUUGACCUAUCGGAGGUGGAGUGGGAGGACACACAUGAUGUUUUGCGUAAUGCCAUGGUGAACAGAAAGACCGGAACAUUCUCUAUGGAAGUGAUGAAGACUGUUGAUAAAGGGAAACGUGUCCUGAAAAUGCACAACGACUAUUAUUACACAGACAUCAAAGGGACCCCAUUCAGUGUAGGGGUGGCCCUCUCCAGAGGUCACGGUAAAUACUUCUUCAAAGGAAAUGUUUCCAUAGACGCAGGCCUCCGUGACCUCGACCAACAAGACGUGGCCCUGGCAGAUGAGUGGACCUACUGCAAUACAGAUGAGCACCAUGAACAUCGCUACCUGACCCAGAUCCAGGCCAUUAAACUCUACCUGACUGGACGCAAGCCCCACCUCAAGUGUGACAGGGAGCUGAUCCAGCAGGUGUUGUUUGACGCGGUGGUGACUGCUCCCAUGGAGGCCUAUUGGACGGGCCUGGCUCUGAAUAAGUCUGAAAAUUCUGAUAAAGGUGUGGAGAUUGCAUUCCUGGGCACACGCACUGGCCUCUCCAGAACCAACCUGUUUGUGAACCCAGAACAGCUGACCAAUCAAGACAUCCUGACAGCCGAGGACACGGAGGGCGUGUUUAACGCAGACCACUUCCCCCUGUGGUACAAGAGGGCGGCGGAGCAGGUGCCUGGCACCUUCAUCUACUCCAUCCCCUUCAGCUCAGUCAUGGAAAAUAAAAGUGUUGUUCUGGCAAGCACCGCUAUCCAACUGCUGGAUGACCGAAAGUCACCAAUAGUAGCCGCUGUAGGGAUACAGAUGAAGCUGGAUUUCUUUCAGAGAAAGUUCUGGACAGCCAGUCGACAGUGUGCAGCUCUGGAUGGAAAAUGUUCCAUCAGCUGUGACAGUGAGGACAUCAAGUGCUAUCUCAUAGACAACAACGGAUUCAUUCUGGUCUCAGAAGAGUACUUACAGACAGGACUGUUCUUCGGUGAAGUGGAGGGAGCUGUGAUGAACAAGCUGCUCCUUAUGGGGUCUUUUAAAAAGAUACCCCUGUAUGACUACCAGGCCCUGUGCAAAGAGUAUGCAGGAAGUGGUGACAGCGCUCAUUCCCUGCUGAACCCAUUCUCUGCAGUAAAAUGGCUCCUGACUGAAAUCGUCAUAUUUCUUCUGGAGUUCAACCUGUACAGUUGGUGGAAUAUUGAUCUCUCUGUUAAAGCUGAUCGAGGCCAGAGGGGCCGCACCGUGAUGGUUCCAUGUGACACGGAGUACCCUGCCUUUGUUUCUGAGCGCACCAUCAAAGAGACGGCUGGGAACAUUGACUGUGAGGGGUGCAUGAG
Clupea harengus (Atlantic herring) is the source of this 3044-nucleotide messenger RNA. It is a transcript of the gene cacna2d3, whose product is annotated as voltage-dependent calcium channel subunit alpha-2/delta-3-like. Lineage: Eukaryota; Metazoa; Chordata; Actinopteri; Clupeiformes; Clupeidae. Gene Ontology annotation, cellular component: voltage-gated calcium channel complex. The annotation marks the transcript as partial. Gene Ontology annotation, molecular function: voltage-gated calcium channel activity. The record is from RefSeq and is a predicted model, not a curated record. The transcript is spliced from 36 exons.